Messenger RNA from Closterium sp. Naga37s-1, 405 nucleotides. NCBI's taxonomy places the organism in Eukaryota, Viridiplantae, Streptophyta, Zygnematophyceae, Desmidiales, Closteriaceae. The record is from the annotation of a GenBank genome assembly.
AUGGGUCGCUUUGUUAUGCUUGCCGUUGCUGCGGUCGUCAUCGUUUCGCUCUACUCGUCGUAUCCAGUCGCUGCAUAUCCCGUCGCGGGAGGCUGGUCUGUCGUCAAAGAUGCAUAUAAGAAUAAAGACGUGCUGGAGCUGGCCAGAUUUGCCGUCGAACAACAUAACACUGAUAAGAACACCAACCUCCGGUUUGAUUCCGUCACAGCUGCAUGGCGCCAAGUGGUGGCCGGCCUCAAGUGGAGAAUCGUCCUGCGUGCCGUGGACCCUGCGCGUUCCGCCACCAAGGGGCGGGCACCUCCCAAAUUUGUGGCAGAGAUUUGGGAAAAGUCGUGGGAAGACUUUCGCCAAUUGCUAUCUUUCCAGGAGGUGACGCCCUCUGCAAGGCGCAACUCACUGGAUUAG